Corythoichthys intestinalis (scribbled pipefish) is the source of this 841-nucleotide messenger RNA. It is a transcript of the gene fxn, whose product is annotated as frataxin. The transcript is spliced from 6 exons. Gene Ontology annotation, biological process: iron incorporation into metallo-sulfur cluster; intracellular iron ion homeostasis. Bases 87 to 656 code for a protein of 189 amino acids. Gene Ontology annotation, molecular function: ferroxidase activity; ferric iron binding; ferrous iron binding. Gene Ontology annotation, cellular component: mitochondrion. The record is from RefSeq and is a predicted model, not a curated record. NCBI's taxonomy places the organism in Eukaryota, Metazoa, Chordata, Actinopteri, Syngnathiformes, Syngnathidae.
AGUUAUAUAAAUGUGUAAUCUAUGGAAGAAGUAACCGAAAGUAAAACAUUUCUCCCAUAAAUGUCAGAUUCGAAACACACCAGAAUAUGGCGACUUUGCUGAGGGUCACCAAUUUUUCCAAGCAGCUCCGUGCCUUUGGUGUUGCGUGGGUUCACUCAUUGCCGAGACAAACGCAGUAUUCUAGCGUCAGUCAUACAACAAAUAAGUGGUUUGCGGUAACAGUUGACAACGUAAAGUGUAGGAGAAUUAUCCAUCGGUCAGCUUCAAGGCUGGAAGAGCACCCGUCGCAAGACAGAAAUGAGUUAUCAGACAUAACCUAUGAGAAGCUGGCUGAUGAAACGCUAGAUGCGCUUGCUGAUUACUUUGAAGACUUAAUGGAUGAACCUUUCACUGGACCCGACUACGAUGUUGUGCUCUCUAGUGGUGUGCUAACAAUAAAAGUGGGUGGUGACCAUGGAACCUAUGUGAUCAACAAACAAACACCAAACAAACAGCUUUGGUUGGCCUCUCCGACAAGCGGUCCAAAACGCUACGAUUGGACAGGUAGCGCCUGGGUUUACAGACAUGAUGGCAUCAGUCUGCACCAACUCCUCUCUAACGAGUUUUCUGCCAUCUUCAAAAAGAACAUGGACAUCUUUAAUCUGCCCAAUUCCUGAUAAGAUAACCCUGUUUAUGCUAGAGUUCAAAGGACAACAGAAUGAGCAACAUAAACUUAUGAGUAUUUGUAAUUACAGUCAACAGUAUUCAGGAGAUUUGCUGUUGAGGUAUGUUGAAGCUGUUUUAUAAAUAUAGCACAUGAAUAAUAACAUAAUAUGGUGUAAAUAAAUGGAAACUCUGUAUA